UGUGCCCAGCCGUCACCGCUCCCUGGCUUCAUUCAUCUUAGGUGUCAUCAUGGUUGGGGUCAUUCUGUUUUCACGUAAAUGUAAUAUUAAUCCUGACAAUGUAGCUACUCCUAUAGCUGCUUCACUAGGAGACUUGACUACACUUGGCCUCCUGGCUUGGAUUGCAUCUGUACUCUAUGCUUCUAAAAACACAGACCAGUGGCUCAGUCCUGUCAUAGUUGUUGGUUAUAUUCUCUCAUUACCACUCUGGGUAUGGUUGGCCUCACGUAACAAGCAUACAAAGGAGGUCCUGUAUUCUGGAUGGACCCCUGUCAUCUCUGCCAUGAUGAUCUCCAGUCUUGGUGGGCUCAUCCUAGACUACACUGUAAGUAGUUACAAAGGUAUUGCAGUGUUCCAACCUGUCAUCAAUGGUGUUGGAGGUAACUUGGUGGCUGUGCAAGCAUCACGCAUCUCGACAGCUCUCCAUGCAGCAGCUCCACUCGGGAAGAUGCCAAAGUUUGUAACGAAUCUAUGCAUCAACCCGAUUUCUGCAUUCUGUGCCAGGGUGGGUCACCCAAGAACGGCUCGUGUGCUGCUGCUCUUGGUGGUUCCUGGGCAUCUUGUCUUUAUGUACACCAUCUCCUACCUGAAGGCUGGCCACACAUCUCUCACACCCAUCUUCGUGGUUACUUACUUGCUGGCUGCUUUCCUCCAGGUAUGGUUCAUUGUGUUUGGAUUAGUUAACUACGUGCAUGAGAGAACUUACAUCAUUUAGUAUAAAGGGACUGUC
Molecule: messenger RNA, 769 nt
Organism: Penaeus monodon (black tiger shrimp)
Lineage: Eukaryota; Metazoa; Arthropoda; Malacostraca; Decapoda; Penaeidae
Product: solute carrier family 41 member 2-like
Exons: 5
Coding region: 50-754 (234 amino acids)
Biological process (GO): monoatomic cation transport
Cellular component (GO): plasma membrane
Molecular function (GO): monoatomic cation transmembrane transporter activity
Source: RefSeq, a predicted model, not a curated record